AGAUAACGUUGGAGGCAAGCUACCUUUGAGCAACUCUGUAAAGAUCAACAGCCUCCCAAUUCAUUUCUUGCCCUAAAGCUGUUUCCUCCAGUGUGCUAAGGAUUGAUGCCCAAGGUGCAUCACUUUUUAAGAAUUAGAUCAUGAACAACUUUAUCCUCCUGGAAGAACAGCUAAUCAAGAAAUCCCAACAAAAGAGAAGAACAUCUCCAUCAAAUUUCAAAGUCCGCUUCUUUGUUUUAACCAAAGCGAGCCUGGCAUACUUCGAAGAUCGUCAUGGGAAAAAGCGCACAUUGAAGGGCUCCAUUGAACUCUCCCGAAUCAAAUGUGUCGAGAUUGUGAAAAGUGACAUUAUCAUCCCAUGCCACUAUAAAUACCCAUUUCAGGUAGUGCAUGACAACCACCUCCUGUACGUGUUUGCUCCAGACCGAGAGAGCCGGCAGCGCUGGGUGCUGGCCCUUAAAGAAGAAACAAGGAAUAAUAACAGUUUGGUGCCCAAGUACCAUCCUAAUUUCUGGAUGGAUGGGAGGUGGAGGUGCUGCUCUCAGCUGGAGAAACUUGCAACAGGCUGUGCCCAAUAUGAUCCAACCAAAAAUGCUUCAAAGAAGCCUCUUCCUCCCACUCCUGAAGACAACAGGAGAUCACUUCCAGAGCCUGAAGAAACCGUGGUCAUUGCCUUGUAUGAUUACCAAACGAACGACCCUCAGGAACUCGCACUGCGAUGCAAUGAAGAAUACUGCCUCCUGGACAGUUCUGAGAUUCACUGGUGGAGAGUUCAAGACAGGAAUGGGCAUGAAGGAUAUGUACCAAGCAGUUAUCUGGUGGAAAAAUCUCCAAAUAACCUGAAAACCUAUGAAUGGUACAAUGAGAGUAUCAGCCGGGACAAAGCUGAAAAACUUCUUUUGGAUACAGGCAAAGAAGGAGCCUUCAUGGUUCGAGAUUCCAGGACUCCAGGAACUUACACCCUGUCUGUUUUCACCAAGGGUAUCAUAAGUGAGAAUAAUCCCUGUAUAAAGCACUAUCACAUCAAAGAAACAAAUGACAAUCCUAAGCGAUACUACGUGGCUGAAAAGUUCGUGUUUGACUCCAUCCCUCUUCUCAUCAAUUACCACCAGCACAAUGGAGGAGGCCUGGUCACUCGACUCCGGUAUCCAGUUUGUUCCUGGAGGCAGAAAGCUCCCAUCAAGGCAGGGCUGAGAUAUGGAAAAUGGGUGAUUGAUCCCUCAGAGCUCACUUUUGUGCAGGAGAUUGGUAGCGGGCAGUUUGGGUUGGUGCAUCUCGGCUACUGGCUCGACAAGGACAAGGUGGCUAUCAAAACCAUUCAGGAAGGGGCUAUGUCAGAAGAAGACUUCAUAGAAGAGGCUGAAAUCAUGAUGAAACUCUCUCAUCCCAAACUGGUCCAGCUCUAUGGAGUGUGUCUGGAGCAAGCCCCCAUCUGCCUGGUGUUUGAGUUCAUGGAGCACGGCUGCCUGUCAGACUACCUGCGCAGCCAGAGGGGACUCUUUGCUGCAGAGACCCUGCUGGGCAUGUGUCUGGACGUAUGUGAGGGCAUGGCCUACCUGGAAGAGGCGUGUGUCAUCCACAGAGACUUGGCUGCCCGAAAUUGUUUGGUGGGAGAAAACCAAGUCAUCAAGGUGUCAGACUUUGGCAUGACAAGGUUCGUUCUUGAUGACCAAUAUACCAGUUCCACGGGCACCAAAUUCCCAGUGAAGUGGGCGUCUCCAGAGGUUUUCUCUUUCAGUCGUUACAGCAGCAAGUCAGACGUGUGGUCAUUUGGUGUGCUGAUGUGGGAGGUCUUCAGUGAAGGCAAAAUCCCAUAUGAAAACCGGAGCAACUCAGAGGUGGUGGAAGACAUCAGUACUGGGUUUCGGUUAUACAAGCCCCGCCUGGCCUCCUCACAUGUCUACCAGAUCAUGAAUUACUGCUGGAAAGAGAGACCAGAAGACCGGCCAGCCUUCUCCAGACUGCUGGGUCAAUUGGCUGAAAUCGCAGAAUUGGGACUUUAGUAGAGUCUCAGCGCUAGGUGAUAGACUGCAGAUCCUGAAUGAAGGAAUGAUGUCCUCCUUCCAUUAGAAGCUGCCACCAGCCCAGGACUCUCCAGAGCUAGUCCCUGAGCUGCCACAGAGCAGCAUCCUCAACUAAAGCCGGCAGCCAGGCAGGCAGGAGAGUCAGCCACCGAGCUGGGAGCCUGGCCAGGGCAGAGGUGACGUCUCUGCCCUCCCUCCAGCCUCUUGUCACAUGUGGUGCACAAACCUCAAUCUGACAGCCUUCAGGAAACAUUUCUUGCACUUCUUCGCAAUUGGGAGAGAUAGGGAUGGGAUCCCAGAUAUUAUUUUUAGUAUUAUUUUAAACAUGGAUCUGAAAUUUAUGGUUCAAAGGACUUUUCAUUUGAACCAGUAACACAGUAUCCCAGGAUAUGGGAACAAAGUCCAUGACUCUUUUCCUAGAAAAACCAGUGAGUUAAUUAUGGUCAGAAAGACACUAUUAGCCACAGCUUCCUGCCACAGAGGAUGGUGGAGCAGCUGCUUGCACAGGAGGCCGGAUUUCCUGAGAAGCAACUUUAUGAGAUUUUACAGAGUAGGCUGGCACCUGUCUCCUGGAAUGGGGCAUGAUGAGCUCCACUGGAUGGAUUGGGGCAAUCCAUUCAGUCCCAUGGUUGGAGUAUUAGGUAUCUGAUGAUUAGAAAAACUGCAAAAAAAAAAAGGCCUCUGAUGUUAGGGAACCAAAUGGUACUAAAAAUGGCAUUAUUUUUUUGCCACUCCAGUGCUCAUCUUUUGUACUAGCCAUGCAGGGGGCUAUGUCUCCUCUUCCACACCAAAUACUUCCAUCAGCAUCCUAGAAGGAAAUGAGUACAGUACUUGUGAAUACUGACUCUGGCAGGUGACCGUGCAUCCUUUUCUCCAGCCUCUGGGAAUCUGCUCCCUCUCUACUAUGCGGUGCCUGUGGCUCAGCGGGUAGGGCACCGGUCCCAUAUGCCGGAGGUGGCGGGUUCAAACCCAGCCCUGGCACAAAAAAAAAUACUAUCUCAUUCUUAUCAAUAGAGGGCAGCAUUGUGUUGGUCAGUGUGGCAUUGCAGAGAAAUUCAAAGCUUGUUUAGGCUCCUAGUGUUUAGCAAUUUAAUGGUUGAGACUUCAGGACUCCCAUUCUGGUUCCAACCAUCUGGAUGGAAACACUCAGAUACUGACUGAGGUGCUUUCAAUGCACAGGGAUGCCUACUGCUGAUUGAGCACUUAUAUAUGCAAAGUAACUAUGGUGGAUAUGUACUGAGCUAUGAGUUUUUCACCUUGAGUUGACUGACGCCCCUGAGAUAUUAUUGCCAUUUUACAGAUAGCAGAACUGAGGCUUUAAAAAGCUAAGACACCUGCCCAAAGUGACAGAAGUAGGAAGUCUGGAGCUGGGAUUCUACCCCUAAUCUGACUCCAGUGCACAGAUUCUUUAUUCCUGUUCGACACUGCCUCCUACUGAGAGUGAACAGGAUUGCAGAAGAGAUUAAUACAGCAGAGAGGAAGGACACAGAAAGCCAAUGAAAAAGUCAAAAUAGAACCACCAGGAAAUAGUGUUGCUUCUGCACAAAGCAUUGACAUUGGUCACGUGGGCCUUUAACUUGGAAUAAGACUACUUUUUUCCUUGUUUGUAUCCUCACCUUGGUCAUAGUUAAUGACUUUGGAGUUACCCAGUUAAUUAACCCUUUAAUUCUCCCAACCCACUAGAGUCUUAAUGCAUGAAGCCAUUUAUAGAUGAGCUUCAAAGGAUCUUUAAAAGAUACCCAGAAAAGGUAUAAAUGCUUCCUUUAAUUAUCAUUCCAACUUUGAGCUGUAGUCUCCUUGGAAAUUUUGUGGGGAGGGAUAUUCCCUGAUGUGAGAGAGAUUUAAUUUUCCUACAAUGUUCAGAUAGAGCUUUUAGAGAAAUCAUUGGAUGGAAUUGCAAUUAGCUCUACAUCAUGUAAUGUUUUCACUGGCUUGAGAUUCAGAUGCCUAACUUUUAACUAUAAUUAUUGUAAAAUGGGGAACCUCAAGAUAAAACUCUGUCAUUCAAGAGAUGAUCUUACUCAACUUAUCCAAAAUUAUCCUUGUUUACUUUUUAACAUUUUUACAUUCUCUUUUGGGACCCUUAAUUACAGAUGAUGUCUGGGACAUUCAGCCUAGAAGAAAAACAUUGAAAUUGACUGAUCUCUAUGGUCUGGUUUAGAAAAUUCCCCACUGCAUAACAUCAUCUUUUUCUAGCUCAGAUUCACUGGGGCCUUAUCUAAACAUGUAUAGAUAUUUAACUUCCCAGUGUCCUAUCCCACAAAAUGGGCUUCCUGCCUGGUAUUUUUCCCUCUUGCAUUUUGUAAAUGGUGCCUGUGUUCACAGAGAAUUCCCUUAUACAAGGCUUUGGCUCUACUUGCCUAUCAUAGAUUUUGCAUUUUGUACCUUUUGACUGUAUUUAUAUUGGAUCAGAUGAAUAUUUAUUACUGUAUAGUCACUGCUAGUGUUCAAAAUAAAAAUAUUACAAAUAUUUCUUAUCCAUUGUAGAGCACACAAAGUUAAAAUUU
This is a messenger RNA of Nycticebus coucang (slow loris), 4531 nucleotides long. RefSeq names its product IL2 inducible T cell kinase (gene ITK). The record is from RefSeq and is a predicted model, not a curated record. The coding region runs from base 141 to 2003 and encodes 620 amino acids. Gene Ontology annotation, biological process: adaptive immune response; peptidyl-tyrosine autophosphorylation; T cell receptor signaling pathway. Lineage: Eukaryota; Metazoa; Chordata; Mammalia; Primates; Lorisidae. The transcript has 17 exons. Gene Ontology annotation, molecular function: protein binding; non-membrane spanning protein tyrosine kinase activity; ATP binding.